Molecule: messenger RNA, 2490 nt
Organism: Durio zibethinus
Lineage: Eukaryota; Viridiplantae; Streptophyta; Magnoliopsida; Malvales; Malvaceae
Source: RefSeq, a predicted model, not a curated record
GUUCUCAUUCUCUUCUAAAUUGAAAUCCUAAUGUAAAUAUAUUAUUAUUAUUCCUCGGUUGUUUCUUAUUCGCCCAAAACCAAACUUCUUUCCUGCAUUUUGGAAGAUAUGAUCUCAAGACUUCAUCUGGAAGAGAAAAAAAAAAAAAGUCCCCUACUUCAACCCUAGAUUAUUGUCUUCUAAAUUUUAAGAAUUUCCCAAUUUCAAGACUUGCAUGUAAAAUGCAUUGCAAACCAUUAACAAGCCAAUACUGAAGGGGAAUUUCUUUCAAAAAACUAAGGACUAUUGCACGAGGUUUGCCUAAGUCAAUCCCUAGCCCUGAAGGAAAGCAACGAUGAGUCCCCUCAACUUAAAAUACACGGCCACAAAAAGGCCAUGUUACGAUGAUUCCAAAUGAUAGAGGAUGCCCCUCGCCUUAUAAAACAACAGAUUUGAAGUAAGCAAAAUUGGAAAAGAAGCUCAAAGAAAUUGUUUUUACUGUUUCCUUCGUGGCCUUCGAAGAAACGUUCAAGAUCAUGAUUCAUGAUUCAAUCACCACAAGAAAGUCACAGUUUUGAAUAACAGCAGUACCAGGGAUUUUAAUACUACUACUAAACAAAAUCCUGGUGAGGGUAGUUCCGUUGAUUUGGUCCCAGCCGAAACCUUCUCUCUCUCCUUCUCUGCCAAUAGGUAAAACAAGACAAUUUCUGUGAAGGAGCAAUCCAACACCCUUCUGUUUAAAAUUCUUUGGAAAAAGAAAAAAAAAAUCUUUGUAAAGGUUCAGUGUUACCGUUGCCGUUAUUGACUUGCUUUUUUCCUGUUCUUUCCUAUAAAAAACUCAGAGCAUAACAACAUUUUUGCUCAUUCAUUAUGCUUUCUCAUUGCCUUUUUCCUCAACCAAAAAGCUUCUUUGUUGCUUUCACCUAAAGGGUCAGGAUUUUCUGCUUUUCUCUCAUUGAAUGCAGCUUUUGAUCACCCAAACAACAAUACAGUGCAGAUAGCUUAUGAUCAUGUCGUUUUUACCCGCACGAAAAGGGAGACACAGACAACGGUACGAGGAUCAUCUGAGGCUUGUUGCUGGGUGAAUACGGUGUCUAUGUCUUUGAGAAUUAGUGGCAAGCAUCAUUGUUUUUCUGAGACCUGAAUGCUUCUUUCAAACAGAAAGGAGAGCAAAAUAACAAUAAGAAGUGACAAAUUACUGUGGUUAAGGUGAUCGUGGUUUUGCUUUUAUGUCAAUUUUCUCUGAUAAGCACCAAAACAGAGAUGGACCUUUGCCUUGACUUUCUGUGGACCCUGUUAUUGUCUUGAUAGUUAAUUUCUCCACAUCCAUUUUCUCUACAAGGACAUAAACAAAAAAAUAAAAAUAAUAAUUAUAAGGAUACCAGUGGUCAUGUUUUUAAACAUAAAAGAUAAGAUUAAAAAUGAAGAAUGGACACAAUAAAGAUUGUAUUCUUGGAAUAAAUUAGAGUCAUUGAUCACUUGAAAAUUUCUUUCGAAGUGGGUAAUAUUGCUCUUGUUGCUUACUUUUCCAUAUCAACUUUCUUAAUUUUUAGUGUUGCUGUUUGGAACCAUAGCUGAUAACAAGCACCCUUGUUUAUAAGUUAGUGCAAAGUAUCAUGAAGAGAUUGACUUAUUGGAAUCUUAAGAAAUGGUGUAAUGUCAGCUGUUACUUAACAUACUACUUUUUAUAGAUGCAUGAAUUCUUACAUGAACAGCUACAAACCUGCUUUGUUCUAUGCGGUUUUUUCUACUCACGGUUGCUCUUUCUGGUGCAACUAGGUGUAUUCCGUACAGACUCGAGAACGAUGUUGAGGAGAGAAACGGCAAUGCUACGAGCAGGAUUACUGUUCUCAUGAUAUCCACGCCUAAUCGUGAUGAUCUUGUGUUCCCUAAGGGUGGAUGGGAAGAUGAUGAGACUGUUCAUGAAGCAGCAUGUCGUGAGGCCCUGGAGGAAGCCGGAGUCAAAGGAAUACUUGAUGAGGAUCCACUGGGAGUCUGGGAAUUUAGAAGCAAGAGCAGACAGAACAGCUGCAACAUUGAAGGUGGUUGUAGAGGAUAUCUGUUUGCCUUGGAGGUGACUGAAGAACUUGACUUAUGGGCAGAGCAGACUAUUUACCAGAAGAAAUGGCUUUCCCCAGAAGAAGCGUAUAAAUUUUGCCGCUAUGAUUGGAUGAGAGAUGCUCUUCGAGUACUGUUGACAGCCAUCGAGAAAGACAGGAAGAAUGGGAGGUCAGAAAAGUUGGUGGAGUUGCCUAUGUACCCAGCGUCGGAUGCCCUGGCAGAGCAUCAGAUGUUAUCAGCUGGUUGCUCUGGAAAACCAUCCAGCGUGCAGCACCUUGAAGAGUCAUUUACUAGUAAGUGUAUUGUGAAGGGUUAAUGAGUUAGCUGUUUGCCAUCAUUAACUGUUGAAUACUGGGUCACACUCAAUCUUCUUAUCUCUUCUAGCUUUUACAAUUUCUGUAAAAAUAUGGCAAAUGUGGAGAAAAGAAUAAACUGAACGUCUUUGUUAAU